AUGCAUAUGCUGAAAUGCUUUUUGUUCUUCCUGCUGUGCAGUACUUUAGGGUAUGGCUUUACGUUCUCUUCUCUGAGAGAGAAAGCCAAAGAACCUGUGGGUGACGUGCCUUGUGGAGGCCACUUUCGGAUGAGGCAGAAUCUAUCUGAUCAAGCCAAAGGCUGGCUUGGGAGUAAAUGGAUCUGGAUGUUGUUUGUUGGACUACUCUAUGCUGUAGUAAGAUUCCGAGGAGAAGGUGACAGAAAUAAGGAUAAGGACCUAAACAGCGGAAACUGUUCGUACCGCCCCCUACAAAAGAAAAAUCAGAAUGCUGCCCCUAACAAAGACUACGCACUGAAUACUUUAACCCAACUGGAGAUGGAUCUGGUGACAUUUGUGUCUAAAGUGCGAAGUCUCAAAGUGGCCAUGGCAACUGGUAAUUCCCUCAAGCUUCCGGGCUCAGAGGUCCCUUCAGAUUCACACAACAAUAUUACAAUAUAUGAAAUAUGGGGAGAAGAUGAUUCUGACUAG
Molecule: messenger RNA, 510 nt
Organism: Dromiciops gliroides (monito del monte)
Lineage: Eukaryota; Metazoa; Chordata; Mammalia; Microbiotheria; Microbiotheriidae
Gene: FAM209A
Product: family with sequence similarity 209 member A
Exons: 2
Coding region: 1-510 (169 amino acids)
Source: RefSeq, a predicted model, not a curated record